ACGUUUAUAGCUACUGACUAAAUCGAGUCGGAUUUUGUACUCCGUUUUUCGAACUUUGAAGAACUCAGAAGACAGAAUACUUCGGAGCAAAAGGAAAAAAACAGAACGCAGAAAAGAGAAACACAAAAGAGCAAGGCAUUCAUUGUUGAAAGAACAGAAAAGGAUGGCAACAGAUGAUCAAGAGAUUCCAGAAGGAACCGUACAGAACAUACUAGAACAAGAUACCCUCAAAUGGGUUUUUGUUGGUGGCAAAGGCGGUGUUGGCAAAACUACAUGCAGUUCCGUUCUUUCGAUCCUUCUUGCUAGGGUCAGAUCCUCUGUUUUAAUUAUAUCCACUGAUCCAGCUCACAAUCUCAGCGAUGCGUUUCAACAGCGAUUUACCAAGACUCCAACUUUGGUCAAUGGCUUUACCAAUCUUUUUGCUAUGGAAGUGGAUCCUAAUGUUGAAAAUGAAGAUGUAGGUGGAAGUGAUGGAAUGGACAGUGUGUUUUCUGAGCUAGCAAGUGCAAUUCCUGGAAUUGAUGAGGCCAUGAGCUUUGCAGAAAUGUUGAAAUUGGUUCAAACAAUGGAUUAUUCUGUUAUUGUAUUUGAUACGGCUCCAACUGGUCAUACACUCCGGCUAUUACAAUUUCCUUCAACUUUAGAGAAGGGGCUCCAAAAGAUGAUGUCUUUGAAAAGUAAAUUUGGUGGUUUAUUGAAUCAGGUUACCCGUCUCUUUGGUAUUGAUGACGAAUUUGGUGAAGAUGCUCUUUUGGGAAGGCUCGAGGGGAUGAAGGAUGUGAUUGAACAAGUCAAUAAGCAAUUCAAGGAUCCAGAUUUGACAACCUUCGUCUGUGUUUGCAUUCCGGAGUUCCUCUCUCUUUAUGAAACAGAGAGACUGGUGCAGGAACUUACCAAAUUUGAGAUAGAUACGCAUAAUAUUAUCAUUAACCAAGUCAUUUAUGAUGAAGAAGAUGUUGAAUCCAAACUGCUCAAGGCAAGAAUGCGGAUGCAACAAAAGUAUCUUGAUCAGUUCUACAUGUUAUAUGAUGACUUUCACAUCUCCAAGCUGCCAUUGCUGCCAGAAGAGGUUACUGGGGUUGAAUCUCUGAAAGCUUUCUCAAGUCAUUUUGUGACAGCAUAUCAACCUUCUACCAGUAAAGUCACAGUGGAAGAGUUGGAGCAAAAGAUAUCUACCUUGAGGAAACGAUUGACGGAUGCUGAAGCUGAACUGGAGAAACUUCAGAAAGGAAAGCAAUUGGCUUAAUCGUAUCUGUUUACCAAUUCUUCUGGUUACAAGAAAGUGGAUCCUCUAUUUCACUCCUGAAUGACAUCUUCCGUAGAAUGAUUAUUUAUGAUUUUAUUUUUUGCGGUAGAUUAAUUUGUUUACAAAUUUUUUUGUACCUUUACUCAACAAUAAAUGGUAUAUUCGUUUUUUCUAAUUUAAAAAAAAAAAAACUGUUAAGUUGUUCUA
This is a messenger RNA of Ricinus communis (castor bean), 1453 nucleotides long. RefSeq names its product ATPase GET3A. Gene Ontology annotation, biological process: post-translational protein targeting to endoplasmic reticulum membrane. The transcript has 7 exons. Gene Ontology annotation, cellular component: GET complex. Bases 164 to 1246 code for a protein of 360 amino acids. The record is from RefSeq and is a predicted model, not a curated record. Gene Ontology annotation, molecular function: ATP hydrolysis activity; ATP binding. Lineage: Eukaryota; Viridiplantae; Streptophyta; Magnoliopsida; Malpighiales; Euphorbiaceae.